GAAAACAUUUGUUUUGAGCACACAAUCUGAGGUCAGCUCAACCCAGCAUUGCAGGCUAACGUCAAUGUUUCAAAAUGAGUAAAGGCUCCACUGCUAACAAUGACGCUGGCUGUCCAGCAGAGUCCGGUUGUUGUGACAGUCACAAAAACGUGUGCGAGGAGAGACGGGGUCCUAUAACGACAAAGAAACAAGAAGUCAGGCGGCGAUCGGCCUUCGCAACCUCCGCACCCAGCUUGACCUCCUGCUUUCAUCAACGCCGUUGGUCCGCCGAUUGUUGCCACGACAACAGCUCGCCUGUCAUCAUUGUCAAGAAAAACGUAAGGGAACCACAGCCUCCAGAGCGGGGAGUGUCCCUUCUCAGAUGCCACACUCCAUCUCGCGAUCCGCGACGUUACUCCAGUCCAAUUACUGGGAUAGUCUCCAUGAAUCCUUCCUGCUCUUCCAUUGUGCAGACAUCUGCCAUAACUGGCCACGACCCUCUCGGUUGGAAGUUACGCCCGAAAUCCAGCACGUCUUCCAAUCGGGCUCAGAGUAAUCGGUUAUCUCUGCAGAUACCGCUCCCCGAGGCCAAUUUUCGCCUCGCCAACACAUCACCCACAACUCCACUUGAUCCUGCAACUAUCAAAAGUAAACCAUCCCGUCGCCACCACUCGGACUCCUUAGCCUUCCUCAGGUCCACGCCCGCCGUCACCCUCGAAGAACUCCGCGAUGUGCGUCUACGCCCGAUCGUCGGCUCGGAUGAACCGGACGACGUCUUCGGCGAAGCGUACGCUCAGCCGGGCAAAAAGCCACCAGCUGUUCCCUUAAAAAGUCCUCUGGCGAGAAAAAUAGCCCAACUCAUUGCUCAUUCAUGGAAACAGAAAAUGUGCGCUGCCCCAAAAAAUGGUCAAGAGGAAAUUAUUUAUAGCGUAAUACAGCCGAAAGCUAAAACGCAACAAGUUGAGAACAGGGCCGGCCCAGCGAAUACGCAGACUAUGCAGCUGCUUAGGGCCCCUGACCACUAGGGGGCCCCAAAUCUGGCAAUUGUUUAAUUUAUAUUCUAUUUUGUUUACUGCAGUUUGCUUUAUUUGACUUUUGUGAAUUUUGAUACUUGAUUACAAGCUUUAAAAAAUUGAAAAUUCUUCCUUAAUUCUUUCUUUCCUCUUUUAGAUAAAGGUUUGGCGCUAUCUACUGUAAGUACUGACAAUCAUUUGGGGUGAGAAGUUUGAAGUAUGCAGUGCAACAAAAUCUGAUUAAUAUACAAAAUAUGGACGUAUGGGUUGGAUUGCAUGUAUGGGUUUCACAGUACACUGUGACGAAAUGGUGGGCCAAAAAUAUGGGCCCCUUUGCAUUUUUUUGCUUAGGGCCCCCAAAUGGCCUGGGCCGGCCCUGGUUGAGAAGCAUCACGAGCUCUACGCCAACAUAAAUGGUAUGCGCUUAAAAAGUGAUGAAUACCGUAAUUUCCCGAAUAUAACGCGCCCUUUUUUUCCCCAAAAUCAACUUGUAAACUCAUGGUGCGCAUUAUAAAGGGUACAUGGAUGGAGACAGAAAUAUAUAUGUAUUACAUAUAUAUAUAUAAACCGAUUUUUUUUCAUUGACACGGCCACGUUGUGUUGAAGAAACGUAUGCGGCGACCCGUUGCCGACCAUUACGGUAUGUGACGUCACCAUUUUUUUCCGGUAAUACUUCACUCUAAUCGGCCGAAUGAUUUCGUCUGUGUUAAAUUCUGCUUUUUUCACUCUUCAUAAAGCACAGAAUUUAGUUUCUUGAACUCAUUUGAGUCGACGUUUAUUGCAGCUCCGCAAUUCGGACCAUAACAAAUGUAAGGACACACACUUCCUGUGUCCGUCAACUAUAUCGGUCCCUCGGGAAACUCAAACCCAAAUAACAAUAGAUUCCUUUUGUUACUGUCGUGUUGACAGCGAUGACCUCUCACGGAUUUCCGACUUACGUUCUCACUUUCAUUUUACCGUAUCAAUCCAUGGAAGAAACAUUUAUUCAUCAUGAGGAAACGAGCAAGUUAUACAGCAGCCUUUAAAAGAAAAGUCACAUCUGUUUUGUUUUCUCCUAGAUUCUGGUAAGUUGGAGAAGUUGUCAAAUCAUAUUAUUAGCGUAAAUAUUGUCAGUUUACGGUAAUGUUUUGAACUACCAAUGUGCUAUGCUUGUGCUGUGUUUCACCAGUCAGUAAAAUGACAUCUCUGUAUCUAUACACUAGCUCUGUUUUCUUGUAUUGUUCUAUUUAUUGGUGCUAAAAUUAGGGUGCGCGUUAUAAACGGGUACAAUAAUUUCCCCCAGAUUUUACAAGUAAAUGUGGGGUGCGCAUUAUACACGGGUGCGCCUUAUAUUCGGGAAAUUACGGUAAUUACAAAAGCUUAAGAGAUUUUGUAAGAGAAAAGAUUACAAUCCAAUAAAGCCUUUCUUUACUAUUCUAUAAUGCUCAUUGGUGAUUUAAAGGUUUAUUCACAUUUAGUGUAAAAAAAAAAAAAAAAAAAAAAAAAAAAAAAGAUUAAAAAAAAAGUGGUGUUGCACCAAUACCAUUUUUUGGCUUCCGAUACAAAUUGCGACAACCGGCUGUGUGGUCUCGGCCGAAGCCGAUACUGUACUGAUUACAUGUUAGCUAUUGAUGGUGCUAGAUGUGCAAUCUGUUUUUUUUUU
Corythoichthys intestinalis (scribbled pipefish) is the source of this 2634-nucleotide messenger RNA. RefSeq lists its product as uncharacterized. The record is from RefSeq and is a predicted model, not a curated record. The transcript is spliced from 2 exons. NCBI's taxonomy places the organism in Eukaryota, Metazoa, Chordata, Actinopteri, Syngnathiformes, Syngnathidae. Bases 75 to 1004 code for a protein of 309 amino acids.